Alexandromys fortis (reed vole) is the source of this 3087-nucleotide messenger RNA. Its product is annotated as guanine nucleotide-binding protein G(I)/G(S)/G(O) subunit gamma-5-like. Gene Ontology annotation, cellular component: heterotrimeric G-protein complex. The transcript has a single exon. Gene Ontology annotation, biological process: G protein-coupled receptor signaling pathway. Bases 2117 to 2356 code for a protein of 79 amino acids. NCBI's taxonomy places the organism in Eukaryota, Metazoa, Chordata, Mammalia, Rodentia, Cricetidae. The record is from RefSeq and is a predicted model, not a curated record. Gene Ontology annotation, molecular function: G-protein beta-subunit binding.
CCUUCUUUUCCUUCUUAUUUUUCUUGAAAAUUUAUAAUGAAUUGGCAAGAGUGAUGGAGCACACCAUUAAUCCCAGCACUCAGGAGACAGUGGCAGGAGGAUCUCUAUGAGAUAUAGGCCAGCCUGGUCUACACAGCAAGUUCCAGACCAGCCAGGGCUGCAUAGUGAGAUCCUGUCACAAAGCAGGAGAACAGGGUAAUUAUAAUUAGCCUGUUGAUUUUUCAGUGUACUUUUAACUGUCCUUCAAAUACAAGAACAUCAAAGAGGAAUUAUUCUAGUUUGAAGGAAGCUGAGACAGAAUCAAAAGCAACCGUUCAUAUCUUGAGGGAAUGUGUGCCGUUUAUAGGGGAUAGAUCUUGGGGAUAGAAACUGAUGCCUUUAUAAUUUUUUUUUCAUGUAUUUGUGGGGUAGGAUGCAGGUACCCUUGGAGGCCAGAAGAGGGCACUGGAUCCCCUGGGGGCUGUAGGUAACAGGUGAGCUGCCUGGCGUGGGUGCUGGGAACUGAACUCGGGUUCUCUGAAAAAGAAGCAUGUGCUUUUAACCUUGCUUAUCAUUACUCUAGCCUCUGUUGUUUCACUGUUACUCCCCGAGUCCAUAUGAUUGUCUAUAUCAAAUGUUAUAAUAAAGGAGCUAUUUUUCUUAGCAACAAACUGUGUUCAUAACACAUAAUCUUUUAAAUAUCUUUUGCAGUUUUAUUUAUUUUUUCUUUUCUGUAUAUGAGUGUGUGGGCUGCAUGGAUGUCUGUGCACCACAUGUUACAGUACCCACAAAGACCAGAAGUCAUUCUAUCCUCUGGAACUGUUGUGCCAUAUGGUUGUGAGCUGCUUUGUGGGUGCAGGUCCUCUGGAAAAGCAGCUGCCAGUGCUUUUAACCGCUGAGCCUCUCUCCAGCCCCUCACCAGUCAUGUCAGUUACUAUCUUAUUAUUAAUGUUACCUCAGUCUAAAAGAGUAUACAUUGUAUGUGUGUACCUAUUUGUACAUUUGACAAAACAAUUUAUAAUACUUCACAGUGAAUCCUUUAACAUAUAGCAGUAUUGCCAGACAUGGUGGCACCUGUCUUUAAUUUCAGCACUCAGAAGGAAGAGGCAGAAAUUCAAGGCCAUCCUGGUCUACAGAGUUCCAGGACAGCUGGGGCUAUAGAGAGGGGCCCUGUCUCAACCACCCCCAGCAUUCCCCCAAAAAAGCAGAAUCCAUUUCAGAUCUUUAAGUAUUUGCUUUCAUUUUUUAAUUGCUUCAUUAUGCUUUUGUCACUUUCAAAUGUUUCAGCCAGUUCAUCAUUGGAUGGUUAUCCUAUGCUUUUCUUAAGGAAUUGCUUGUAGGAAUGUCAUAACAUUAGGCCACUUCAUAUUUGAAUAUUGGGUUUCUGGGCCAAGAUGAAAGCAUUAUUUGUUGCUCCAUGUUGAAGUCAUUCCUAAUAAAUCUGUUUUCUGCCUACUAGUAGGAUUUGUACAAAUGAGCAUUUGCCUUCUGAAAUGUAUUUAAAAGGGGCUGGCCCACAAUGUAUUAAAUGAGUUGGCCAAGUAGCCUACCCAGCUUGGAAUCCAGAGGAAACAUACGUAGGACUGGGAUGUGACUCAGCUGCAGGACUCUUGUCUAGCAUACUUGAGGCCCUGGGUUCAGUCUCCCCCACUGCCAGACUAAGACAGAAAGCUUUGCAGUCGCUGCCUGAUGUGUUUACAGAACAUCUUAUUCAGAGAUAGAGGGAACCUUGCUGGCAGAGUAAGAGCUCUGUAAGUUUCACUUGAGGGCCCUGAAGAAGAAAGGAAAGCAGAGGCUCGGCAAAUAGUAGGUGAGGAGAGCAAACAGCUCCAGUGCAGUGCAGCCUUAGCAUUCUUGCCUAGCAGGGUGGUUGAAACUGCGUCCAUGGCUCUGUGGACUAACACAGGAGCACCCUCUUCUUUUGGUGUUUGGAGUUGAAAGUGUGCUGAAGUGAGCUCACCUAUGUGAGUCAUAGCCGGACCAGUGCUGUCGCUGUGAGGGCCUGAGGCAAGGGGUUUGUCAUGAGCAGGACAUCAGGAGUCGUUUCAGGUUUGUUUGUGUUAUGAGCAUUUCCCAGUGAAGAGGCUGUAGAAAUUAAAAGGCUGUUUAUUACUGGCUCAGGACUGUCCCGAGCACCAUGCCAGGUUCUUCUAGCAUCGCCACCAUGAAGAAGGUAGUUCAGCAACUGGGGCUCAACCUUGUGAAGGUUUCCCAGGCAGCUGCAGACUUGAAACAGUCCAAGUUUCAGAGUGAUCAGCAUGACCCACUGCUCACUGGAGUAUCUUCAAGUACAAAUUCUUUCAGACCCCAGGAAGUCUGCCCUUUUUUGAAGUCAUAUAUCUUGAGGAUUCUCAAACCACUUUUUGUGAACCAGUGAAUAUUUUCAAGAGAACUAAAAAGUCUGUACAAAAGCUUCUGUAUAACAUGUGCCGUAAUAUACAGUCCUCUGCUUGUCAGCCCUGAACAUCUGCCUCUCUGAAUUUUCAUGGAUUUCUGUUUCACAAGAUUCAACUAGUUCAUAUAUACUGACUGUAGCAUACAAUGAAACAGAAUUUUUUUAAAAAGGCUGUUACUGUUGAAAGCAGAACUGCUUGUCAAGUGUAAACAUUUUUAUUUAUAAAUCGGAAGGACAGUGACUACUUGUUGAUAGACAUUGUCAUGAUUUUGGGAAAAAAAAUCUUGCUUUUUAAACCCUUCAGGCCCUUUAAUGAGUACUAAAUAGUCAUUGUUUUGCAAAAUUCUGGUAACAAUUUCUCUUCUCUGUGUUAGGGUCUGCCACUAAAUCUUAUAAAGGAAUGGAAUUUUUCUCCCAAAAUGUUGUUUAUGUACUUAUUUAUAGUGGUACUGGCGCAUGCUCUAUAGCUGUCUCUAGCUGCAGCCCUCUUCUCUCUAACUGAAAAGUUUCAAGAGAGCCAUUUAUUUAGGAACUGGGGAAAUUAAGUAUAUGAUUUAAGCCGUGAUAGCCACCUUGAAAGAGAGAAUUCAGCCUGUCCCUUUGGUUUUCCCUUCGUGAAAUACUGCAUAGUGUUGUCCACGAAGCUGUAAGCAGUAACUUGUUAAACGUUAAAGAUCUACCAUUUGCAUAAGUACUCAAUUUUAUUUUUCCAU